Molecule: messenger RNA, 1253 nt
Organism: Abrus precatorius (Indian licorice)
Lineage: Eukaryota; Viridiplantae; Streptophyta; Magnoliopsida; Fabales; Fabaceae
Exons: 5
Coding region: 124-645 (173 amino acids)
Source: RefSeq, a predicted model, not a curated record
AUUCUGAGAGAUUCUUUCCCUUUUUUUUUUAAUUAUAAAAAAAGUUUGCAUGCAGGCAAUUGAAUUAUCUGAGUCCUGGCUUCAGAAAUUUUGGUAACAGAUCUCUGCCCUAACUUUCUGUAAAUGCAUAUCUGUAGAUAUGUUCCCCCUUGGCUCUGUCAGAUUCUCACUUGCAUGGGAGGUUGCCUUGGAUGCUUCCCAAAACCUCCUGUAAUUAUUUCAAUUGAUGAUGCAUCUAAGCAACUAAGAACUCAAGGCCAAGCAAUGGACAAAGACUACAGAUCAGAUGAUUUUUGGAGCAGCAGUGCUUUUGAAAUAGAUCAGAGUGCACUUCAGUCUCAGAAAAGCAUCUCAUCAAUUGGCCUAUCAAACCAUCCUUCUGAUCCUCAAAGUAGUGCUGGAAUUCAGAUUGAUUCUCCUGAAUUUGUCAAUCAUGGCCUUCUUCUCUGGAACCAGACAAGGCAAGAGUGGGUUGGAAAUAGAAGGCUUGAGAAUAAGAAACAAGUUGGAGAACCUAGAAUAAGUUGGAAUGCAUCCUACGAGAGUUUACUGGGGUCUAGCAAGCCUUUUCCCCAGCCCAUUCCUCUUGGAGAAAUGGUUGACUUUCUUGUUGAUAUUUGGGAGCUAGAGGGUCUAUAUGACUGAGCAGACAAAACAUGGUUUUCUUUCUCUUUGGAUUUUCCUUAGAUUUUGCAGGAAAGGGGAGGUGGGUUAGAAUUUGUUCAUUCAAUUACAUCCCCACUGGAUAAUUGUACAUGGGGUAUCUUCUAACUAGUUGGUUUUAUUUAAUCUCUUGGAUGUGUCCAUUUUACAUCAUGUAUAUUACACCAAUUGUGUAAUUCUACCUGGUUUUCUAUUAAAGUUGAUGAUUCAUAGACUAAUCCCUCUGCAGCAAAGGGAAUACUAUGUUAAUUUCAUGCUUCUGUUGGUGCAAGGGUUUGUCCUAGGCGCUGAUAUUUAAGAACUGACACAAGAAAGGUGUUACACUUACAGCCAAGGACACAUGUUUAUGUUCUUGGACCGAUAUUUGUUCUCAAAAAUUAAGGUGUCAUCCAUCCACUACUGCAAUAAGAAUACUCUCAAUUAAAGGCACUUGUGAUUACUCUUUUAAUAAGAACACUCUCAAUUAAGAUGUGGACCGAUGUAAUAUUCAAAUCACAAAAAUCGUUUAUUUAAUUAAUAUUCAUAACGGGCCUUAUGGCACUUGAAAACAAUACCCUUUCACAAUUUUUCUGUUUUUAGCGAUACGGGUG